Molecule: messenger RNA, 1173 nt
Organism: Saccharomyces eubayanus
Lineage: Eukaryota; Fungi; Ascomycota; Saccharomycetes; Saccharomycetales; Saccharomycetaceae
Gene: YSC83
Product: Ysc83p
Exons: 1
Coding region: 1-1173 (390 amino acids)
Source: RefSeq, a predicted model, not a curated record
AUGUGGUCUGGAGGGAAAGACAUAGUGGAUCAGAUAUUUGAUACUGGGUAUUGGGUGGUUUCGAAAAGUGUUGUUUUGGGUGACGAGAUCAGAAAUCAUGUCGGAAGAUCUAUAGAAACCAUUAAUGAAAAGAUUUCCAACAGAAAGGCUCUCCCCGUGCAGGAAAGCAAUUUCAGCACUAGCAGACAGGAUAUAUUUAAAAAAUUGAAAAUUGGAUUCCAGGAUCAUUGGAAGCUUGGGUUGGGCCUUUCUGCCACUUCCCUUUGCCUUUACCUUGGAUAUCGGACCUUUUUAAAACUCCCACCUCAUUUACCUGAGGCGGAAUCUAAGGCCGUGUUGAUAUUUGGUGACAUGAAUGAUCCUAUCGCAAGAAAUCAGGUGAUGGAUUUAUAUCGCAGAAGGUUUAUAGUGUAUGUUUGCACAGAGAAUGCAGAUGUUUAUAAGAAGCAUGAAGAAGAUCAGGAUUUUGUAUAUUACAUUGAUCCUACUUGUGAAAAAGACUUCGAAGCCUUUUAUCGUGACGUGCCAAGGCUAGCAUCCAUAUUGUUUAUGCCAAGGUUAUCAUAUCAUCCAUCCGGAAUAAUAUCGUGUGACUCAUUAGAAUCCGAAAUACAUUCAAGCAUUUUUGUGUAUUAUCAAGCAUUAUUAAACGUUAUACCACAUUUAAAGAAGAAGACACAAUUGAUUCUAUUUGACCCGUCUUUAACUUCGGAACUAAACUUGAUUCAUCAUAGCACUGAAAUCAUAUCAUCUGGAAUAAUCAACUCACUAUUCAAUAUUUUCCAGAGACAUCAAAGAUUAAGUGUUUUUUUAAUCAAGCUUGGAAUUCUACAAAUCGGGUCUCAGCCAUCAAACUAUAAAUUCCUGAACACAUCCGGUUCAGAUAUACACAAGGCCCUACAUUACCCCGUAUACAAAAUGAUAAUGGACGCCAAUGGGUAUAAAGUAAGACAAUUCUUCAAUUGGCUUGUGACCUUGGGGGGAUGGAAUACUGUUUACCAUUGCGGUCGGUUUAGUUACUUGGCCACAUGGCCGUUUGCGUCAUUCAUCUUUAACCGUCAAACAUGUUUUUCCUUCAAACAUCUCAAAAAACGGUUGGCCAGCGCAUACCGUAAUAUUAUCGCCAUUCUGCCCACACCACAGUCAAACCCAUCUGAAGAACGUCUAAAGUAG